Molecule: messenger RNA, 1692 nt
Organism: Papaver somniferum (opium poppy)
Lineage: Eukaryota; Viridiplantae; Streptophyta; Magnoliopsida; Ranunculales; Papaveraceae
Exons: 5
Coding region: 1-1692 (563 amino acids)
Source: RefSeq, a predicted model, not a curated record
AUGAGCGAGUUUCGUUUAGCCCCAGACCCUAGCAGAGAUCAGUUGGUUAUUCCUCGUCAUCUUCCGAGCAGGAGUAAAGUUACUCGUACACCUACAAUGACGGAGUUGCUUUUAGGUAAAGGCAAUAGCUCAGAUCAGUCACCUAUUCCUUCCUCUCAAGAGCUUGCUUCGUCUCAAGAUAUCCCCAUGUCUCAAGAACGUGCAUUCAAUGGAAGGUUGGCAGUUAAAAGAUCUUGCAAGGCGGCUGAAUGGGAGUUUAUUAUAAAAUGUGUUGGUCAAGAUUUUUAUGGAGGACGAGAUGAAGCUCGUCUUGUUGUUGAGAAAUAUAACCAGUUUUUUGGUCGCAAAGUCAGAGUCGUCAAGAGCAAUCCAGAACGGUAUACGGUGGAAUAUUUUUGCAAGGAGAAAUUUACUUGCGAAUGGAUGUUCCAUGCAGCUCCGAAGACUUCCAAUAUGAAGGGUCAUUUAUUCCUCAAGACCUAUAACGGGGAACAUACAUGUUGUGCUGGUUAUAGUGACGGAACAAAGGUUGAUCCGGUUACGCGCGAACUUGUCAAGAGCUUGAUAUUUGACCAGAUCGAACAAAAUCCCAACAAGAAAGUCAGGGAUAUUGUUAGAGAAUUCAAAAGUGAUUAUGGGUUAGAAUUGAGCUACGAUCAGGUGCAUGCCGAGAAAGAAUUAUGUUUGAAGGAAUUGUAUGGCGAGGACACUAAAUCAUACACCGACUUGGUUUGGUGGUGUGAAGCCGUGAAGAAACACGAUCCAGGUAGUGGGGAUGAUUUAGUUAUUGAAGAGGGCCAGUUUAAGAGUUUGUUCUUAGCCUUCGAUGCUUGCAUCUCAGGUUUCGAAUAUUGUCGCCCGGAAUAUUUCCUCUGGCAUACGGUAUCGUAUCAGCAUUUGAAGAAUAAUGUCCGCGGUAAGACCAACAGGAAAAAGGGAGAGCAUGGUGCUGCGAUAGAUUUGUUCAAACAAUGUUUGUAUUCAUCAAUGCAUGAAGGCUUUCAUCAAGGUAUGCAAAAGUUGAAGGAUAUGGGAUGUGAUGGUCUUCACAAAUUCUUGAGUGACCUUAAAGUGGAAUGUUGGUCCAAUGCACAUUGUCUGGGAUGUCGUUAUGGCGACAUGUGUUCAAACAUUGCAGAGUCGUUCAACUCUUGGAUUAAAGAAGCAAAAGGUAUGCCUAUUGAAACACUUGUUAACUGGAUUAGACUUAAAAUUAUGGAUCAGAUGAGUAAAAGGAAGUUUAAGGGGGCGACGUAUAAAGGAUUCAUUUGUCCCAGGAUAGAGAAAAAAGUGACGGCUUCCAUUCGUGCUGGUGUCCACUGGAGAAUAACCAAGUCUGGUGACAUGGAGUGCGAAGUUUUUGAUGGAAAGCACACACAUGCUAUCAAUGUUUACGAGUACAUUAAUCCGUAUUUCAGCAUUGCUAGCUUCCGUGCUUCGUAUGAUUGUCCUAUCAAGCCCAUUCCCGAUUACGACAAGCCUAUUGAUGUUGCUACUGGAAAUCUCGUGAAUCCACCAACUGUCCUAGGAAAAAAACCUGGUAGGCCGAAGAAGAAGCGGAUUCCUAACACUGGUAGCGCAAGUUUCAAGAGACCAAUUACGUGCGCCUCUUGUUGCACAUUUAAGAACCUGCCAUACUAUGAUUUCUUUAUUAGUUUAUUCUUCUCUGCAGCUUCUUGUUGCACAUUUUAA